This is a messenger RNA of Aspergillus steynii IBT 23096, 2280 nucleotides long. RefSeq lists its product as uncharacterized. Gene Ontology annotation, biological process: regulation of DNA-templated transcription; DNA-templated transcription. The record is from RefSeq and is a predicted model, not a curated record. Lineage: Eukaryota; Fungi; Ascomycota; Eurotiomycetes; Eurotiales; Aspergillaceae. Gene Ontology annotation, molecular function: DNA-binding transcription factor activity, RNA polymerase II-specific; DNA binding; zinc ion binding. Bases 40 to 2238 code for a protein of 732 amino acids. The transcript has 3 exons.
CUUUCUCAGUUCCCACUCAUCAACUUAAACAACUACUUCAUGAUGCCCAAAGUUCAAAGGACCUCUUCGGACAGCAAUAGAAACCGCAGAAUAGACGCCCGGUCCUGCCUGGGCUGUCAUCGGCGCAAGGUCCGCUGUGACCGUGGAGUGCCUUGCACGAACUGCGCCAGAGCUGGCUGCACCUGCAUCUAUCCGAGCAAGCCUAGCGACGAGCGCAGGAGUCCUUCUCUGCAGCACAUUUCCGAUCGUUUGGAGCGAGUGGAGUCUAUUAUUUCGCAUCUUUGCGAGAGCCGAGCUUCUGGAUUUGCUGCUGGCGGCGACUCCGAGACUCAAGGGCGACAUGAGACCAACCAGCUUUCGUCAGCUCAGCACUCUCAUAUGCCAUGGGAGGUACUGUUAAAUGAUGGACAGAUGGUGCAGUAUGUAAACAAUGCAAACAUUAAGGACCUGCUUCAAGAUGAAGAGCGAAUGAAAGUGACUCGGAGUUCCAGUCCUGAAAGAGAGUUUUCACAUCGACAACCAGAAAACACUCCAAUGUUAGCCGCGCAGCCAGAAUCCUUAGCAGACACCUCGUGCGCCUGGCUCGAAUCAUAUCCCGACCCGCAACUCGCCCUGCGACUGUGGUCAGUGUAUGUAAACUCGGUCGAUCCGGUUCUAAAGAUCCUGCAUAUACCGACUACCCAGUCCGCCGUGAUAGCAACAAUCCUUGAUCCCAAAUCGGCGGGAUCGUCUAUGGUCGCAUUGACAUUUGCGAUUUACUUUGCCGCCAUCACGGCGCUAGGGCAUCACAAUGAACCUGAACUGUUCCUAGACAAGUCCGUCCUCCUGAAGCGCUACAAGGCCGCCUUGGACAGACUUCUUAUCAAUACCGAAGUGAUGAACCGGCCAGAAAUAACGGCGUUACAAGCUCUGGCCAUUUAUGUGACUUGUUUACGAGUCCACGAAACUGCACGCAGCACAUGGGUCCUCAAUGGUUUAACUAUCCGGCUAGCCCAGUCAAUCGGGCUGCAUCGAGAUGGUGCUCACCUCCAACUGAGCCCUUUUGAUGCCGAGAUGCGUCUUCGUCUCUGGUGGCAUCUCUGCGUGCUCGACUCCCGCGCCCCCGAAGACCAAGGGUUCGAGCUGACGCUGGACGUCAUGAACCGCGGCCUCCGACUUCCUCUGAACAUUGACGAUGAUCAAAUCUUUCCUAGCAUGACCCAACUUCCCGAGGAGACGGACGGCUGGACCGAAAUGUCCUUCUUCCUGAUCCAAACCGAAUCUUGCAGACUAAUCCAUCCAGUCCUCGGGACUCGAGGGCCUUCUUCUGUGGACGCUCUUCCCGAGAUCACCGCAAAGAGGAAGAUGAUUCUCGAACGCUCGCAACAAGUAGCCAUGAAGUACCGCCUCUCAUCCAGCAGCAAAUCACCGCCAAGCAACCUCCCCCGCAUCACAAUGCAGCAUUUCACUACGGCCCAUAAGAAAAUGGAGUUCAUGCUGCAACUGCGCGAAGAGAUCGGUACACAGAAAGGGAAAGGAUCGCGCUCUCACAGAGCCGACACUGACGAUGACAGCAGCCAUACUGUGUUCAGGCCCUCAUUUCGUCUCGCCUGUGAGAGUCUGGAAAGCAAUUCCAUCCUCCUGAAGGGCAGCUUUUCUUCAGGCUUCAAAUGGCUCUUCACCACGUAUACGCCGUGGUAUGCGCUCGCCUACGUCUUACGCUGUCUCUGCUCCUGUCCUUGUGGAGGAGAGGCCGAGCGUGCCUGGGCUUUGGUGGACGCCGUCUUUUCUCCAGAGAUGAGCUUUGAUGGUAAAAGACUUUCUUCGGAGGGUGCUCUCCCUACCCAUGCCCCUGGACGGACGCAGACACAGACCAAGGGACAGAGCAGCCUCUGGAACUGUCUCUCUUUGCUUCGCUCCCAGGCCUUAUCGUUGAAGCGCGCUCAGUCCCAGUCUCAGCCCCGGUCAUCAUCUACCAAUAGCGGCGAGAUGCAACCACCACGCCUUGUCGACGAUCCCCUAUACGGUGGAACUGCGCCGUCACCGACUCUCACCGAAAUGCCAGCGCCAGGCAUAUCUUCUCCUCUUCAUACGGACUUCGAAGUCUUUCAUAGCGAGCAGCCAUUUCUUGCUGAUGGAACCGGUAACCCGAAUAUCCUCUCCGGGGCCGACUUUGAGAUGCCUGGGAUUCCGUUCUUGCCGGAAUGGAAUGCAGUGAUUAAUGGGUGCUUGGCUGGGGAGGGAGAUUUCGACUUAUGAUAACUCCUUGCUGCUACAUAAUAACAGAGGACAGAGAUCCUC